This is a messenger RNA of Paramormyrops kingsleyae, 1761 nucleotides long. RefSeq names its product LysM, putative peptidoglycan-binding, domain containing 3 (gene lysmd3). NCBI's taxonomy places the organism in Eukaryota, Metazoa, Chordata, Actinopteri, Osteoglossiformes, Mormyridae. Gene Ontology annotation, biological process: Golgi organization. Gene Ontology annotation, cellular component: Golgi apparatus. The record is from RefSeq and is a predicted model, not a curated record.
GCGACUGCGGCACCACGGGAAGUGACGUCAUGACGCCAGCAGAGUGCCGACGUGGCGUAGCUAAACAAACAUACGCGGGUCCGGUACGAGGAGCAGCCGACGUUUUUGUGCGUUUCAGGUUUCUAAAUGCUAUAUAUUCUCUUCAGUCGUCGGCUGCCAUAGCCAGAUGUAUGUUUUCCCUCCGUAGAGUGGCAGAAAAUGACAGGAAAAAGCCAACAUACAGGUUACCAUGCAGCCACAAUGGCACAGUCUUCCAACGGAGGGCAUACGUACACUUUUGGGAACAGUCUUGUCUCAGAAAAUGAGUUUUCUGAAGAAGAUGGGGAAUCCUUCGAGCUCAGACCCAGGGGGAAGGAGAGGUUGAAGCGGAGCACAUCGAGAGACAGGAUGGAUGACAUUGUUUACCUAGUUCGUGACAUCAAGGAGGGCGACACUUUGAAUGCCAUAUCUCUACAGUAUUUCUGCUCGGUUGCAGACAUUAAAAGGGCCAACAAUCUUCUGACAGAGCAGGAUUUUUUCGCCCUGCGUACCAUCAAGAUUCCGGUGAAGAGGUUCAGCAUCCUGACUGAGACCCAUGGCCUGGCUUCCCAGCUCCACGAGGAACCUCAUUUGGAUGCCGGGGCCGACUGUCCUUCCUCUAGGUGCUCAUCAUCAUCCUCCACCUCAUCUACAGACAGUGUGUGCAGCUUCCUGCAGGAGAAAGACAAGGACAUAGAGCAGCUGGUGAAGUCCACGGACCCAGCCCGGGGGAGCUUGAAUGAGGUCGUCUCUUCCCUGAGCUCACAGCACCUUCUGGGCGAGGCCGAGCGCCGACCAGCCCCAAGGAAGGACCCCUAUUAUGGGGCCGACUGGGGGCUUAGGUGGUGGAUGGCGGUGGCCAUAAUGUUGGUGGUUGGCAUCGUCACGCCGGUCUUCUAUCUACUCUACUAUGAGGUGUUAAUGAAGGAUGACGUUAGCCAUCAUGCCAGCACAGAGGCCCAGCAGCCACAGUCGAACACCAAGCUCACAUAGCUGGCAAGGAGGAACCCUCGAUGACUGAUGAGCAAGCUGCUUGUGGUCCACCUCUUUCAAUGGCCACGGCAAAGAGGACACCUAGCCCACUGCAGGGAGUCCAAAAUGUUUCAGUGCAAUCUUAGUCGGAAACGUAAUCUUUUUGCUGUCUGCACAUGUGAUCAAACUGGGAAACACUAGUGAGUUCUCUGAGAAAAUGGAGGUUGAGGAAUAUGAGUGGAAAAUCUGGACAUUCCACUUACUUUCUUAAAUUGCCUACAUUUUAUGGUGGACAAAAGAUGUGUUCAGCCCCCCCCCCCCCUCACCCCCCACCCAAUUGCUGCCUGUAGGUUAAUAUCAGGAAUUUAUUAAUUCUAUAAUUUAUUCAUGUGAAAACCCUUUACCAUAUGCACUUAGUGUCAGUGUAGAUGUUUUUUUGAGUGUACUCUGGAGUAUAUUUUGGACAACAAAACAUUUUAGUUUGUUGGUUUGUAAAUUUUCGGUAAAAUUAUUAACAGCAAUAUUUUAAUGGUCAGUGCUUUUGAAGGGCAUGGUUGUAAAAUGUGAAUCUGAUGACAAUUCUGUUAUUCACGAGUUCAUUUACAUUUGUAAUUUAAACAGCAAUUGCUUCUGGUUGUAAAUGUCUUCUAUAUUUUAGUAUGUGCCUUUUCCCCUGUGGAUUUCAAUAGCAAGUUCGUUUGGAUUUGAAUGGAAUAAAAGGUGUGUAUAUAUAGAUAUAUAUUUAUAAUAAACUGCAUGAUUUCACUUUUA